AUGGCAGACUCCAGUGAAUUUGGAAACUGGCAGGUCGCUAUCGAUAAUAUCCUGGAUAGCAUUCAGUAUUCCGACGAGUUUAAAAGCUUCAGUCAGCAACGGUCAAAUGAAAGUCGCGUUAAAUGUGUUUUUACGGACAAAUUAUUAAAGCAUGUUCAGUGGUUACCAUUAUACUUUGAUGCUUGCAAAACAUGGCAUGGCAAAUCAGUUGAAGUUGCCAGAGUAUGGAAAAACAAGGGCAACAAACUCUUCCAGCAAAAGAGGUACAUUGAUGCAGUUAAUGCUUACACGCAGAGUUGCCUUAAUGCUCCAGUGGAAUCAGAUGAUUUCUCACUGAGUCUUGGAAACAGAUCAGCUGCACUGUUUUACCUCGGAAAAUAUCAGGAGUGUGUCUUGGACAUUAACAGGGCUUUGGGUCACAGAUUUCCCUCUGAUUCCCGCCACAAGUUGUUGGCCAGAAGGACAUCAGCAUUUGUGAAGCAAGGGCAGCGAUCAGAGGCUGAGGACAGUUAUAGGGAACUGAAUGAUUUUGUUAGCAGUAAACAGUUUAAUCUUCAGGGCACUAAAAGAGAUGACUUCUUGAAGGAAGUAGAUUGUCUGGAGAAAUCAAUAAGCAAUAUGACAAGGACAGCUGCACAUAAAAAUGAGACCAAAGAAACACCAGUUGUCUCAUUUGGACAGAACACUGUUGUAUGUCAAGCCACAGAUGCAGUGUCUUUCCAUUACACAAAUGAACAGGGCAGACAUUUAGUGGCUAACCGUCACAUUCCCAAGGGAUCAACACUGAUAGUAGAACGACCAUUUGCUGCGGUGUUGUUGCCUGAACAUUAUGACACACAUUGUCACUAUUGCUUCUCUUUGCUUCCUCUAACAGCCAUAGGGUGCCAGCGCUGUAUAUCAGUGAGGUUUUGUGGUGAAAAGUGCCGAGAUGUUGCUUGGAGCUCCUACCACAAAAUUGAGUGCCCAUACUUGGAUCUCUACCAUUCUAUUGGUAUUGCUCACCUGAGUCUACGCAUUAUUCUGUGUGCAGGGCUGGACUUUCUGUUAGAUUUUUUAACUCAGCAGUCCAAAUACCGCCAGUCAGAGAAAGCUUCAGAAAAAGGAAUUAAUCCAGAUGGAAAGUAUGACAGGAGUUACCUCACUGUUUACGAUCUGAUGACCCAUGAAGACAGUACUUCAAGUCAGGAUAUGCUCCAGUAUUCUUUAACUGCAGCCCUGCUUCUGAUGACUCUUGUACAUGCCAACUUCUUCAAGAAAGUGACCAGUUCUGGAGACUCGAACCAACUUUCAGAGAACUUUGCAAACUUGACUUUGAAAGGCAGAAACAAAUCAGAUCUGUCUAAAGAAAUGUACAUGAUUGGAGGCCUUCUCCUGCGACACAUCCUACAGCUGGUCUGUAACGCACAUGCCAUAACCAGUCUGCAGGCCACAUCAUCUGAGCAAGUCAGCACACAGGAUACGGAACAAGUGCGAAUUGCCACAGCCAUUUAUCCAACAGCGAGUCUGAUGAAUCAUUCCUGUGAUCCAACUAUCAUUUCCAGUUUCAUUAAUGAUGUUCUUGUCGUUAAAGCCGUGAAAGAUGUAGAAGUGGGAGAAGAAAUAUUUAACUGUUAUGGUCCACAUUACUGUCGUAUGAGCCGAGAAGAGAGGCAAGAGGUUCUGAAGUCCCAGUAUCACUUUGAUUGCUUGUGUCAGCCAUGCUCCCAGAGUGACCUUUCACAUCUUAGAUUUAGUGCUUUCAAGUGUCCAGUUUGUGCUGGAGUGGUCAGUGGGCACUCUUGUCGAGAGUGUGGUCACUUGCUGAGUGAGAAGGUCUUGAACGGACUCAAGCUGAAAGCAGAGAAGGCCAACAGACAGUUUAAUGAAGCUAUCAGACUGAUGAAUUCACAGGAUUAUGAUGGUGCUAUACAUGUAUUGGAGGACUGUCGUAGCCAAAGGCAAAGUUUUCUUUACAAAGACCACAAGGAUCUAGGCCAAAUAGAAGAUGCCAUAGCUCGUUGCUAUGCAGAUCAAGGAGAUUUUAGCAGUUCAGCUGACCACCUUUUCACCAGUGUAAAAAUGAUGUCACAGAUGUAUGGUGAGAGGAGCAUUGAGCAUGCUAAUGAGCUGCAAAAACUUGCUGAGGUUCUCUUCAACGCAGAAAGGUUUACAGAAUGCCUGGAUGUAGCUAGUCAGUCUUUGAGUCUAUUUGAAUGUUUGUACAGCUCAGGUCAUGAAGCAGUGAAGCAGCUGAUGGAUCUGAAAGAUGCUGCAGUGCGGGCUUUAACUCCCUUGAUGCAGGCUAAUUAA
This is a messenger RNA of Candidula unifasciata, 2289 nucleotides long. The record is from the annotation of a GenBank genome assembly. Lineage: Eukaryota; Metazoa; Mollusca; Gastropoda; Stylommatophora; Geomitridae.